Molecule: messenger RNA, 3989 nt
Organism: Salvelinus fontinalis (brook trout)
Lineage: Eukaryota; Metazoa; Chordata; Actinopteri; Salmoniformes; Salmonidae
Gene: nkd2b
Product: NKD inhibitor of WNT signaling pathway 2b
Exons: 10
Coding region: 1297-2757 (486 amino acids)
Biological process (GO): negative regulation of Wnt signaling pathway
Cellular component (GO): cytoplasm
Molecular function (GO): calcium ion binding
Source: RefSeq, a predicted model, not a curated record
GGUUUUAAUAUAAUUGAAUUCAGCAUUCUGGCUUGUAGAGGUUGAGAGAGGACCUUUUCCUGAUCCAGACGCUCAUUAAUGCCUGAUGGAGAAUUCAAUAACAUUCACCAUCGGCGGUUUCCAGGAAAAAUACUUCUAGGGUGCUAUUUGGGAAGUAGCCUUUGAUAAUCAGUGCUUGAUUUGGACUGAAAUAGGUCCCGGUAGUCAGCUCCGGUGAGCCCAAGUCAAGCACUGUUGAUAAUGCAGAUGUUGAGGAUAGAGUGUUGCACAAAGGCUAACAUUACAUUCUGACAGACAUCAUACUCUCUUUGUAUAUUAGACUCCCAAAUGAAUAGGGGAAAGUUAGUUAUCAAUAUAUUUUAUUUAUACUAGCAGGCUUUGAUAUUGAAACAUGAGGAAAGGGUCAAGUUACAAGAGCUCUCCUAUGCUGAUUCAACAGUAUGGACACAAACAUGGCCUUAUAUCGAAAUAUACUGUAUUUGGCAGUAUUUCGUUUUUUUAUCUGUUAUUUCUUACAUUAUUAGGCCAGAAUUUGUUUGGUGUUAUUACAUACAGCCUGGAAGAACUAUUGGAUAUCAGAGCAGCGGUAACUCACCAGCACUACCAGCAUUACGCCUAUUCUACUGUAUCUUAGUCUAUGACGCUCUGACAUUGCUCGCCCAAUAUUUAUAUAUUCUUAAUUCCAUUCCUUUGCUUUAGAUUUGUGUGUAUUGUUUUGAAAUUGUUAGAUAUUACUGUUAGAUAUUACUGCACUGUUAGAGCUAGAAACACAAGCAUUUCGCUACACCCGCAAUAACAUCUGCUAAACAGGUGUACAUUUUUUUAUUUGAUUUGAUUUGUGUUAUACUGGAACAAAAUCACCAGCAAAAGGAAAUACCUGUUUGAAAUCAGUCCAACAGGGGGCGGUAUUUAGCAGACACUUUGAGGGUGUAUAGCCUACAGCCAUGCCUACUACUCAGAUUGAGCUGAGCGUCUCCUGCUCUGUGCGACGCUACCGCCAGACGGACACACGUUCUUCCACUCAGUCAGUCAGUUGGCUUGUCUGACGCUAAAGAGCAAGUCUACUAUAGUCUCCCCUCUCUCGGGAUUUGUUUGGAGAGAAAGCGCGUUGUUUCUGUAAGGCAAAAGAAAACAUGUCUGUAUAUUGGUCAUUUUGAAUGCGCUUGGAGAAAGUUACAUUUGACUAUUUUCUUGCAAAAACGCGGACACAAUGUGACAAUGUUGACCAGCAGACUGGGUUAUCCAUGACGGAUUGGUAAAGAACUGUUCAUUAAUCAAGGAAAAAGGGACGUAGAAAUGGGGAAACUUCAGUCCAAACAUGCGGGCAAACGUAGAGAGAACCCCGAAGGAGACAGUUUUGUUGUGAACGCUUUCCUCCGAAGAGCGAUGGAAGAAUGUGAGAGAUACAGCUCCUCAGAUCACAAACUGAACAACAUUCAGGAGUUUCCACAUAGUGAGCUGAAGGAGAGACAGCUCUUAGACCAUCACUGUCCCCUAGAGGUGGUUCUCCCUCCAGAGAAGGCUGCUGAGGGCUGUGACACUUACCUGCAGUACCCCCACACAGACCCAGGGCCAGACAGGCAGCUACUGAGAGGAGGGGACGCAGGCAAAGCCUCUGGGAAGAAACGCAUCAGCUUGGAUGACCUAGAGUGUGACGUAUCAGUGGAGGAAGAUAAUCGUCAGGAAUGGAUCUUCACCCUCUAUGACUUUGACAACAGUGGCAAAGUUACUAAAGAGGACAUGUCCAGUCUGAUGCACACCAUCUAUGAUGUGGUGGACGCCUCGGUCAAUCACUCGUCCUGCCACAGUAAGAGGAAGACCCUACGGGUCAAACUGACCGUCACACCAGAGCCCGGUGCUCGCAGGAGAGACCCCAUCUCCACUGGACCAGACCGGGAGUCAGGACGCCUUCACCAGGAGGAGGGACGAUCAGCAGACAGACGGCUUUCUUCUCACAUCAGGCCAGGUCAGAGCAGUGAGGGACAGCAUUACUGUGUGGAUGAGAACACUGAGAGGAGGAACCACUAUCUGGACCUAGCUGGUAUAGAGAACUACACCUCCAGGUUUGAAGGAUCCACCCCUCCUCCGCCCCCCCAGGAGACCCAUGUGCGGACCUCCCAGUCCCAGAACCGCUCCCGUUCCCAGGAGCCCGAGGCCCACGCCGCCCACGCCCACCAGCGCCGCUCGCAGGUCAUCAGUGAGAACUACAGCCCUCUAGAAGCCCGGGGUCGGGGCGCGUCACACUUCCUCAAGUCCCCCAAAGGAACAUCUAAAGGAGCCGGCAUCGGAGGGACCAAUGGGGGAAUUGAAAGGGGCAAGUCCAGUAAAUACCACGCUGGGGGGCAUUACCCUCCUCAGCCUCCUGCUCUCCAGACCCUGCUGCAUACAGGGAAUUCCUCAUCUGGGGGUCACGGAGGUCAGGAUGUGUACCACCUCCCCUUCUCCAGCCACCACCAGCACCCUCUGCAGCACAGCCACAGCAAACGGCUCCGGGCCAAAGCCAGGGAGGGUCAGGGCCUGUCCCCGUCCAAAACGCCCCUGUCACCUCACUCCAAUCCCCAGCAUCAGUAUCAGCAGCAGCAUCAGCAUCAGCAGCAUCAGCAGCAGGCUCCCCCGCCUCCCCCUUGUCUUGAGAGGGAGAAGGAGAGGGAGCAGGGGUCUGGGUCCUUUGUGUUGCCUCUGGUGCAGCGUCACGAGCACCGCCACCACCACGAACACCACCAUCACCACCACUACCACCACCACCACCAGACAUGACCCAAUAGGACCCCAGUCACAGUAACAGUCAGAGACUGAGAGACCUUUAAAGGACCGACUGACCACACCCGUCUGUCUGUAGAAGGACUCAACCUCCUCACCCAAUGGGAAUGUCUCCGCUUCUGUCCUGAGGCUGCCCAAUCUGAGAUGGCACCCUAUUCCCUAUAUAGUGCACUACUUUUGACCAGAGCCCCUAUUGGUUAGCCCUAACUCUAACCCUGUAGACGUUUGCCAAAUGUAGUGCACUAUAUAACAAGGUGCCAUUCACGCAGCCCAGGAUCUUAACCCUCCUCCAUUUUGUGCCAGACAGGCUGCCAGAGCCAGACAGUUUCCCUGAGAUAUCCUGGGAUCAGACACACUGAUGGAAACUGGAGUGUGGCUGACUUGACUGCUAUGGGUAUUCCAUUGUAAAGGGUUGCUGAAGACACGGUGGUGCAGUUUUGUAAGACGUUUUCUAUGGCACAGUUCUGAAUCUGAAUCAAAUUAGUUUAAACGUCCUGCUGGACUAAGCUACUCCUCUCUACACAUGGACCAAGCUACUCUACACAUGAACCAAGCUACUCUACACAUGAACCAAGCUACUCUACACAUGGACCAAGCUACUCUACACAUGGACCAAGCUACUCUACACAUGGACCUUCACAAAGGGAGAACAGAUACAGUACAGCUCUAUGUGGACAGAGGUCAGAGGUCAUCAAAAGUGACAUCAUUUCCUCCUUGGUGUUGACCCAUAGAUUUGCUUGUUCCCAGAAGCUAAGUACUGUCUCCUUCGUCCCAAAUGGUACACUAUUCCAUUUUAUAGUGCACUAACUUUGACCAGGGCUCAUAGGGCUCUAGUCUAAAGUAGUGCACUAUUUAGGGAACAGCGUGACAUUUGGGACACUGCCUCUCCGUCAGAGUGGGUUGUGUGUCUUGUGUGUACGAGAGCUUUCCUCCCAACGGUGUAUCUCAGGUGUCAGGUGCUGCUCCUUAGCUGUUCUCUCUGCUACUUCCUCAUUGGAACCGGAACCCUGCUGUUGGGCUUCCAGAACCAGAGGAACAAUAUCAAAUCACCACUGCCAGUUUUAAUGCAAAAAAUACCUAGCUAUAAUAAGCAUUCACUUCUAUAUAUGUAUACACAUUUUACUGUAUAAUUAUACUGUAUUUAUAUGCAUGUUAUUUCAUCAUGAAUUAUAAUAAUGCAUAUAUGUCUGUGUCGUUGAUGUAUUUUAAUAAACAUUAUAUAUACUGUA